Messenger RNA from Durusdinium trenchii, 1604 nucleotides. Lineage: Eukaryota; Dinophyceae; Suessiales; Symbiodiniaceae. The record is from the annotation of a GenBank genome assembly.
UCUGCUCGGAGGUUCCUUUGCUCGUUUUGCCUCUCAUGGCGGAGCGCGAUGCGAAAGCGAGAAAGGUACAGGUCACCGUCGAGGUGCGCGCUGUGAGCGGAAGUUGCUUGGGCAUCCUGGAGAUGUCCACGAACAACACCAUUGCGGAUGUGAAGGCCAAGCUUCAAGCAGGAACUGCUGGCCGAUACGACUUGGCUUCAUCUCAAGGCCACGUCAUCCCGGAGACCACGGAUCUGGUGAGCCUCCAGGGGAGCGAAGCGGGCCAUGUCCUGCUUUGCCUAGUCUGGCGACGCCUGGGUUUCGCCUAUACCGCCGACCUCAACGGGGUCUUGACUUUGUGGGACCUCGCCCAGCGAGAAGUGGUGCACCGCUUGCAGUGCUCCUUGUGCCAACCGGCGUGUCCCACCUGCCUGUUUGCUGACUGGGAACGCCAACGAGUGCUUUGUUGCUUGGAGGAUGGCACACUCUAUUUGUGGGGCUCAACGGAAAUCGAUGGCUCACCUCACUUGUUGCGAAUCAUGCAGGAGGAGAACACGGAUCGACCUGGCAUCAGUUCCAAAGAGGCUGUGGCCAUCAGUUGGUCGAAAGGGGCUGUCCUUCUUGGCACGAUGUCGGGGCGCCUUCUUCUUUGGAACCUGGAAUCUGGCAAGAUCUUGAAGAUCUUUCGAGGCCACCGAAGUUGUGUAGAUGUGGUAAGGGUCUCUUGGAAGACCUCACAAGCGCUCAGUGCCUGCCGAGACCGGGUGAUCCGCAACUGGAGAAUGGAGACCGGAGAGUGCACCCUUCUGCGUGGCCAUACCAGUUCGGUGUGUUGCCUUUUGGUGAACUGGGAGCUCAGGCGGGUGGUGAGCGCCGGGUUGAUGGACGGCCUCCGGCUUUGGACCCUGGAUUCGCGGCAGUGCCUGUCGCAGGUGAGCCCAGCUGAAGGUCCACUUGGACCUGCCGAGACGAGAGUCAUUUGCUGCGAUGUCGACUGGCAGCAUGAGAAGGCAGUCACUGGAUCAGGAAGUGGGCUCUUGGCACUCUGGGAUCUCAACUUGUUGAAGGUGCUUUGGCGCCGCGAUGGACACGGACACGGUGUUCAUGCCGCGGACCCGGCGCGUUGGUCUUGGGCUUUUUCCACCAUCGGGUCUCGGUUCCGCCAGGUCUCCUUGCAGCCGGGAGGCCAAAGGUGCCUCAGCGCUACAGAGUCUUCAGUUUGCAUUUGGGAUCAAGCUGGCGAGUUGCAAUGCCGAAUUCCAGGAGUCUACGAGCAAGCCUGCCUGGUGCUGGACUGGCAGAGUCUUUGGCUCUUUUGUGCCUCAGAUGCGGUUUGGCUCUACGACAUGCAGGAAUUGAAGGAGGCCAAGGUCCUUUGUGAACUCCGAGGGGAGCAUGGAGUGAGCUUGAGUUGUGGGGCUGUGGAGUGGCCACAUGCCAUUCACCUUUGAUGCAGCAAUGGUCCUGCCACAUUUCACAGCUGAGAGCGGGAGAUGGUUUUGAAGGACUGCAGAAUGUUUCCCUUGAGUUGAUUUGGGAGUAUCAAUUCGUUGGAUCAGGAUUGGCCGCUGAAAUGCAGUGUGCCUUUCGUUUGUGCGGCUUCAUUUGUGCAAGCCAGAGAGGAA